Molecule: messenger RNA, 1042 nt
Organism: Cuscuta epithymum
Lineage: Eukaryota; Viridiplantae; Streptophyta; Magnoliopsida; Solanales; Convolvulaceae
Source: the annotation of a GenBank genome assembly
GGAAUUGAGAGUCACUUCCAGUUCUUCCUCAGAGAGUAGUACGGAAAAGAGAUCGUUUGAACUCUCCUUCGACAAGAAAUUCAGUGAAAUUGUUAUCAGCAAAUAUAUACCGUUCGUUCUGGAAAGAGCGAAGGCCAUAGAAGAAGAAAACCAGUGCGUAACGCUGAAGGCGUUAGGCCAUUACAACGAUGAGAUUAAUCUGGAGCAUCCGUCCACUUUUGAGACCCUAGCGAUGGAUCCUGAACUGAAGAAGGAAAUUAUCGAAGAUUUGGAUAGAUUUGUUAGCCGGAGAGAUUAUUACAGGAGAGUUGGGAAGGCGUGGAAGAGAGGGUACUUGUUGUAUGGACCUCCGGGAACAGGGAAGUCGAGCCUGAUAGCAGCCAUGGCCAAUUAUUUGAAAUUCAGCAUCUAUGAACUGGAUCUGUCUUGCUUAAGGAGCAACUCGGAUCUCCAGGAGCUUCUUCCCACUACUAAAAACAAAUCCAUCCUUGUGAUUGAGGAUAUUGAUUGCAGCAUUGAUUUGCAGAACAGAAAUGAUGAAGAUUACAGCAAUCAAAAUAAUAAUCAGGUAACGCUAUCUGGUUUAUUGAACUUCAUUGAUGGAUUAUGGUCGUGUUGUGGGGAUGAAAGGAUCAUUGUGUUGACAACUAACUACAAGGACAGGUUAGACCCAGCACUACUUAGGCCAGGAAGAAUGGACAUGCACAUCCUCAUGUCUUAUUGCACACCAGGUGGAUUUCGGGUUCUUGCGUCAAACUACCAUGGCCUGAAAGAUCACCCCAAGUUCACGGAGAUCGACAAACUCCUGACGGAGGUGAAUGUGACACCUGCCGAGAUUGCAGAAGAGCUGAUGAAGAGUGAUCAGGCAGAUGUUGCCCUGGAUGGACUCAUUAAGCUUAUGAAAAAGAAAAAAAGUGCAUGUGAUGAUUUGAAGGUGGAAGGUGAUAUUGUUACCGAUAAUCAGACUGAUAUAUUGGUAGAGAAUAGUGCGGAGGCGGAUGAAGAGAGAUGAAUGGAAGUAAAAGAGAGUUUUUAUAGUAGC